Arxiozyma heterogenica is the source of this 1260-nucleotide messenger RNA. RefSeq names its product Nur1p (gene NUR1). Lineage: Eukaryota; Fungi; Ascomycota; Saccharomycetes; Saccharomycetales; Saccharomycetaceae. The transcript has a single exon. The coding region runs from base 1 to 1260 and encodes 419 amino acids. Gene Ontology annotation, biological process: maintenance of rDNA; regulation of exit from mitosis. The record is from RefSeq and is a predicted model, not a curated record.
AUGUUCUUUAAAUUUACAAAAAAAAAGACAAUUAAUGUUGAAAAAGACAAGGAAAACGAUGAAGAAUUUACUGAUUUUGAUAAUAUGAAUUACUUUAACUGGAUUUAUCAUCUUAUAAAGAUGUCUCCAUCUGAUUUGUUGUUAUUUUAUAAUGAAAAAGUGGAAUUGGUGGAUUGGGAUAGGAAGGCUAGGACACUGGCACAACCAUUGGGCCAUGGGUUAACUAUUUUAACAUUCAUCGUAAGAUUUCUUCAAGACAAUUUGAUAAAACCUAAUUAUAUGAAUAUAUAUGAUACUUAUACUGUAGAGACAUUAUUCGAUUUUACCAAGUCAGACACUUUAAGGAAAUAUAAUCUAUUACCACAGGUCUCCAGUAUUAACAAUGACUAUAACAUGAAUAAUAGUGAUAAGUCAGGAAAUCAGUUUUAUAUUAAAUUAGAAAAGUAUAAAUCCAACAAUAAUUGGUACUAUAAUAGUUUAAAGUGCCUUGAUUAUUUCCUUUUCUUAUUACUUAUUUUCAUUGUCAUUAUAAACAUAUUCAUAAGUAUUUAUUUUUUAUUGGGACAUUAUAGAUAUUAUUCCCUAUUUUACACUCCAAAAGUAUCCACUAAUUCGCCAGAUGUUCUUAGAAGACCUUUAAAGACUUUAAUUGAUAAUGAGAACAAAUUUUCACCCAAAAUAACACCUCUUAGUAUGGUCAAAAAUUGCAUCAUUAAAAUAUUCAACAGAAAAUAUAGAGCCAAAAAUUCAACUGAUUCAUUAUCAGAUAAAGAUUACUAUUAUGAGAUUAGGAAAUGGGUUCCUACCAAAUUUAUCACCAACCUUUUCAUGACCUUUUCACCCAUUUCUUUGAUUUUUAUUUGUCUUUCACCAGUAUCAUUUUCUACACUAUUUGCUAUUUUGAUAAACCAAUAUUUGUUUCAAUUGAUUUUAAAUAAAUAUCAGAAUAGGAAUAAAGUUGAUACAAUCCUAUUUAGUGCUGUUUUAGAUGAAUAUUAUAUGAAAAGAGUUAAACCAGUGGUAUCAAAGAAGUAUCAAGAUGUUCAAAUCGAUGCUACACCAAAUGGUUCUGGCUUUAUUAAAUUUUAUCCAUUUUCUGUAGUAAGAAAUAAUGACAUAUUCAAAACUCACACAUUGACUGGUGAUUUAAUACGGGAACGAUAUAAUAAAAAUAUAAACGAAUUUGAAGAAAUUAAAGAUAAUAUAAGAGGUCAUAAUGUGGUAACAUAUAAACCUGUGAAUUUACAAAAUGCACAUUGA